This is a messenger RNA of Pieris macdunnoughi, 747 nucleotides long. NCBI's taxonomy places the organism in Eukaryota, Metazoa, Arthropoda, Insecta, Lepidoptera, Pieridae. The record is from the annotation of a GenBank genome assembly.
AUGACAUUAUUUAAACUGAAAUCGGCAACAACAAUACUUAUUGAAGAAGAUAACAAUAAAAACUGCUUACCCCUCCUUUAUGAACUAGUAAAAGAUGAUAACAACGUGAACAUCUUUUGCUUUGAUCAGCCAGUUUCUGCUUGGCAAGGAAUUUUUAUGAACAAACAUAUUAAUUGUUAUAAAGAAGUACCAACAAAUUUUGUAACUCUAAAGGAAAAUACAACUUUAAUAAUUGAUUCAGUAAACCAAAUGGCUCUUACAGUAGGUUGGAAUAAAUGUCUUAAACAGUUAAGAGAUUUCCAGCUUAACCUUAAUGUAACUAAACUGGUAUUAAUAUUACACAAAGAUUGCAUAUUACUUAAUUCAAAGCUCCAAAUUAAUUUGAUUCAUAUGACUCAUGCAAUAGUAAGUUUCUAUCCAAAACAUAACAAUAAACUGAGCAUACAAAUAAAGAAAGCAGGUAAAUUUAUUAAGAGUGAUGAAACUUAUUGUUAUGAUUCAAAAAUAGGCUGUGUAAAACUAACACCAAUUGUCAAACUAAGUAAGAAAGAUGAAGUAGAGAAGGUUGCUCCAGCUAACUUAACUACAUUUAAAAUAGAGACCGAUCAAAUAUCACAGUUGGAGAAAAAUAAAUUGAAGUUACCAUAUAUGAGUAAAAUAAAUGAAGGUCAAGGAAGAGUGUUUUAUGAACCUGACGCAGUUGAUGACUGGGAUGAUGAAGAUCCAGAUGAUGAUCUAGAUAUAUAA